Lindgomyces ingoldianus is the source of this 3906-nucleotide messenger RNA. RefSeq lists its product as uncharacterized. NCBI's taxonomy places the organism in Eukaryota, Fungi, Ascomycota, Dothideomycetes, Pleosporales, Lindgomycetaceae. The transcript has a single exon. The record is from RefSeq and is a predicted model, not a curated record. The coding region runs from base 1 to 3906 and encodes 1301 amino acids.
AUGAAUCGUUUCCUCACGAGAAAGAAGGACCGGGUCCUCGACGACAAUGCGUCAGGUGGUAAGAAAAGCAAGAAGGGAAAGAAGAGCCAGCCGGAGCCCAAGAUCGAGCUGGACAUUACGGCCGCAUUGCCCGCUUCAGACAACUUUCGGACCAGUUUAAUCAUGCCCAGCUUGUCCACGCGCUUUAGCAUGCUAAGAGAACAGGACGACCCAAGCUCGAAGCUCGGUAAAGCAAGCGACGACAGUGUUUUGCUCCCGAAACGUCAGUCUCGUCUCCAUGAGUUCGGCUUCGUCCCUGGAGGGCUCUCUGAUAUAGCCGAAGUUUCAUCCCUCAAUGGCUCUGUUAGUGGUUCUGCUCGACCCCCGUUUGCAAACGAGCGGCAAAAUUCAUUCGACAGCCAUAACGCCGAGGAAGGUGGAAGCAUGAUGAGCCGCGCAAGGCCGGGAGAGGGCAAUGUGCUGUUUGGCGGUCGGCAGAAGAUCUACAAGAUCUCCAACACUGGGUCGUCAAAGAGUCUUGGGCGGGCGUUGUACGAGGACGAUGUUAGCAUGUCGACCUUUCAAAAGAUACGAGCACAGGAACGGGAAAGAGCAAGGGUGCAGAUGGAAGGGCAAGAGAAGGCCGAUGAUGACCAGCAAUCCGAACCAUCCAGCCCAACCAAGGAACUCGCAUACUCUCCCUCGCUCUCUGGUUACAGCCAACGAAGAGAAACCUCAUCCUCGACCAAUUCUGGCACAGCUAACACUCGCUCCUCCACCGCCGCGACUUCAAUCGCCUCACAAGGUGCCAAUGCCGUUCCAGCAUCUUCGCCAGCCCUUCCCAGUUCUACAACAGCUACAUCCCCCACCACCGAAACGCCGCCUCUCAAUCGGACAACAACGAAGGCCAGAAGGCUGUACGAAACAGGACUAGACCAACACAUUUACGAGCAGCAAUCGUCCGCCAUGAACCGACUCAAUAGCAUACAACGCACUCGUGCGCCAACAGGUCGUUCUACUCCCCCGCUACUGUAUACUCAGACCAGAUCUGCGACAAGUCUAAAUGAUCGAUUUAAUCGGACUACGCCAUUCCGAACAGAGAGUCCCACUCAAAUGGCAAACGCUGCGAUCCCCAAUGGAAAGGAUACCCAUUCCUCUAACUCAAGUCCCGUGGUAUCCCGACCCCAGUCACCUCCACUAAACAGUCCGUUAGCGAGUGAUAGCGACGAAGCUCAAACGCUGCAUUCUGCCCUGCAACCGAAUGACCGGGGAAAGGCUACUGCAAUGGGUGCGUUCAACAAACCCAAGCAGGCAUUUAGUGAACAACAAUACGCAGAGCGUUUGAAACGACUGCAGCAAGAACGGGAAGCGUCAAUGCCGAAACUAGACAAGCCUUCAAAACCUUCCUUACGAGAGCGGGCCGAACUUGAACAGCGCAAGAGAGCAGAGGCGGGGACAAAUGAGCGACAGUGGUCGAACACCGCCGAGAAAAGAGAAGCGCCAUCAGCGUUUUCAGUUUUCCAAUCUGCAGCCAAUCAGAUGAAGAGUCCAGCCACCACAACGGGUUCAACCCUGAAGUCAGACCCGUCAGCUCACAGUGUGCAGUCACCUGACUCUCAAACUGGGGCGACAUUCUUUGCUUCCCCUGGCAGUAGUGAGGAUGAGGAUGAGGGACCAAAGAAGCCAAUUGACCUGUCCCGCCGGCUCCAAAAUAUCCCGACUACAAAUAAGCCAGCACCUCCAAUCCUUCAGCAUCCUGCCUUAAGAUCCCGGAGUAACUCGCGGGUAGAGAAACAGGAACAUCCUUCUCUGCAGUCUCACAGUCAAUCGCGCCCUGCACCAACACAGCAGUCGCACGAUCCUCCCCCUUCUACCAACGGAUCAUUACAGCCUAAUUCUACAACUAAGUCAUCUGACGAUUUAGACAUUGACUCUCCUACUCUCGGUCCAAACAAUGGUGGCUUAAGUGGUCUCGUCCGACAACAUCUGCGGAAUGUCAGUAAUGUGUCGUCAGACUAUGGUGAAUUCAACCAGAUCGCCAUGAGCCCGCCCUAUACAUCAACGGCAACUGCCCCCCUCUCGCUAAGGACUCAGGAAUUAGGUGUUCAGCGACGACAGCCCACUUCCGAGUCAGAUACACCCGCACACUCAAGUUACAGUCACUCUAAUCCUUGGGAUUUGGACGACAUUGACAACCCAUAUUAUGGAGAAGGCGACAGUAUAAGCUCAGUCAGCCCGGUAGAUGCACAUAAGGUGAAACCAGUGACAAAUGUCAAUCCUCCAACAUCCAACUCCCAGUCCACGGAAAGAAGCCCUUCACAUGACGAUACUCCUCAAUGGGAAAAGGAUAUGAAGAAGUCGCAUCAGCGGGGCGCUAGCACGGAGACGCAGGAUGAACGGGAAGCUUUUAAGCGUGAGCUUGCUCAACGCCAGCGUGCUGUCCAAGAAAGCUUGGGGAUGAAGGUCAGCCAGGAUAAUAACCGGUCUGUAAGCCCUGCACCAUCUGCAGGAGCUGGUGGUUUAAAGAACGCACUAAACAUGCUUCGCUCGAAAUCAAGCCGAGAGUCGUUUGCCACAAACAGCGACAUAAGACCACAGGAAGGUCUACCUCCAACUAAAGCCAUGAGGAUGUUGGGGAUUGGCACCGGGUCUGCCAAUGCCAGCAGCACAUCGUUGGCGGGACAGAACGACCGGUUUCAUGGCAAUGAUCACUGGAGAGCAGACGAGGAUCGCAUGGGUCGUGGCCUUGCCUCGCGACCAAAACCUACACGCGUCCUCGAACAGAGUGAGCAAGAUGCCCGUCGAGAGCUUGAGCAGCGCCUUCAACGUUCCGCAACUGACGACGUCACCCAUCAUGCAAAACCCAAAGGCAGGUCGCCUCCCGCCUCCAGCAAAAGCUCGACAAGGAACCGGUCAAGCUCAGAGCUGUCAUCUGGUCGUUCUCGCAGCCGAGGAGGCCGCUACCGUGAUGAUCUCGAACAGGCCAUGGUUGAAGGUACAGGGUCAAGGUCCACAGUGUAUCCACUAAACAAUACUCCCUCAAUGUCUGGAUACGCUAUCAAUCCAACCCAACCAGUCCCUGCUGAUCGGCCCUCACUCGAUAGCCAGUCUAGUCGAAUGAGAUCCCGGAGUAAUAGUAGGACGACUGGCUAUUUUGAAUCCAAGCACCUUCAACCUAUUCAAACAGGCCACGGCCACAUGAAUGGGGCUCCCCCGCGGUUGUCGCCUGCUGCCAACAGCCCGAAGCCCCAAUUCUCUCCUGGGCUUCCAGCGUCUCCACGUCCAUCUCCGGGUGCACCAAGCCCGAAUAUGAAUGUUUUCCGACCUCAAGCGUCCCCUGUACCUGCAUUUUCCGCCAACAACACCCCACCCGUGUCUGGUACAACAACACCUGUUACGCCUGGGUUUAACCACCCAAAUCCCAACUCUUCGGGACCCACUCAAAAGCCUGGCAUGCAGGUGCUGCGGAAAAAGUCCAUUGCUAAGACUGACAUUUCUGAGCCCAUCUUUCUCUCUGCGACUUCGGUGAUGGACACCGUCGAUCUACCAGCUGGUGCUUCGCUGAAGAAUGGAAUGGAUCCACCACCCCCACCGGUCCCUCCGAUCAACCCUAUGAGGCGUCGAUUUGGAUUUGGACGGACAGAACAGCAUGAUUCAUAUGUGCAGCCACCACAUACGCCUUUUACAGAAUCACAGAGGACAAAUUCAUCAGAUGCACUGUCCAGUCAGGCAAAUCCAAUCUCCGAGGCACGACAGAGGCUGAGGAAGACCUCGAGUGAAGGAAGGAAUCUACACGGUAAAGCUCAGACUCAGGGGGCUGGGAGUCCCGCUAUGCCUUCAACUCCGUUUGGACGCAAUGGCUCGCCGCCUCGUCCUAUCAACAGCCGACAUAUUGCUCAACGCCCCAUGGACGGAGCGAUGUUUUAA